Prorocentrum cordatum is the source of this 315-nucleotide messenger RNA. The record is from the annotation of a GenBank genome assembly. NCBI's taxonomy places the organism in Eukaryota, Dinophyceae, Prorocentrales, Prorocentraceae.
AUGGAGCUGGUUCUGCCACAGCUCGGACUCCUUGAGAAGGCCCUCGCCGCCGCGCAGCACCCCGGGAGGCGACAGCGCAAGGCCGGGGGGCCGCCAGCGGAUCCACACCGCGACGGCGGCAAGGCCGACGAGCAGGACGGGCAGGCGUGCAUGGUGAGCCACUCCACCGCGCGGGCCUCGCCAGCAGGCGGCGGGACCAGUGACGGUACGGCCCUCUGGGGCCAGCGAUGCCUCGGAGGCGACCUGGCCCAGCGAGGCUGCCGCCCGGGUGUCCAGAGGUGCCGAUGGCAGAAGAAGAAAAAGUCGCAGUCAUGA